Molecule: messenger RNA, 2997 nt
Organism: Vespula pensylvanica (western yellowjacket)
Lineage: Eukaryota; Metazoa; Arthropoda; Insecta; Hymenoptera; Vespidae
Product: zinc finger protein 271-like
Exons: 5
Coding region: 500-2920 (806 amino acids)
Biological process (GO): regulation of transcription by RNA polymerase II
Cellular component (GO): nucleus
Molecular function (GO): RNA polymerase II cis-regulatory region sequence-specific DNA binding; DNA-binding transcription activator activity, RNA polymerase II-specific
Source: RefSeq, a predicted model, not a curated record
AACAUAAAUACACGAAAUCUCGUUCAUCUAUAUUUAGGACUUGAGUUAUAACAUUCUGUCCUGGAUUGUAUAUAUGGAUAGCUCAUUAAAUAGACUAUUUCCAUUAUACAUGCAUUGUCGAAUCAUUAUAAUUGAGCUUUAAUUUUUUUCUAUUGGCUCAAGUGCAAGUAUAACCACGAUAAUUGUGUUUCUAAUCUAUAAUAUUAAUUUUAAAUUGGAUUAAUUGAUCUGAUCUCUGAUUAUGUGUAUUAUAGAUUAAUUUUACGUUGUAUAUUUAUAUCUUUCUUGUAGAGAAAAUUAAGUGAAUAAUCAAAAACGUGAAACUAUUAGAUAUUUUCUUUGAUCAAAGCUAGUAAAAAAGAUAAUAAGAUCUUUAUAUAAACAAGAAUAAAGUGAAUUUUACAAUUGGAAAAUGAUAUAAAAUAAUAUAACGUAAUAAAACAAGAGAUAAAACUUUAAAGCACACUUUCAGAUAUUUAAUAUCAUAAAGCUUUAAAAUAUGUGUGCUCGUCUUUUAGCAUGUCCUUUAUGUUCUCAACCCAGUUUUUCAACUUUAGAUGCUUUACGAGCAGGCCUUGUAAGUGUAGCUACUAGACCACUUAUGUGUCCUGUAUGUAAUGAAGUAUUAGUUGGUAUAGAUAAAUUGACUAUACAUCUAUUUGGACAUACUAUAAAUAUAAAUGAUAAUUCAAUACAAUUAUCAAAACCUAUUAAUAUUAAUGUAGAUAAUAAUGAGAUCUGUAAUCAAAAUGUCCAAGUUAAGAAUGUCCUUCAUGACUGGAAUCUAUUACAUAAGGAGACCGUAGAUACAGGUCAAAAUUAUAAUAAAAAAGAUAAAAGUAAAAACUGUUGUGGUAUAGAUCAUACAACACAAUCUUCUUAUACCAUUUCAAAUAGUAUAAAUAAAACAUUGAUGAUGAAUUCACAAACUAAAGUACAAAAUGAAGGUUCAUUUAAUGAGAGUUCACAAGUUAUACAAUUAUCUGAUCAACUUUGUCAAAAUACAAAUACAAAUGAAUGUUUGUAUAAUAAACAAAAUAAUAGAUUGUUUUUAGAAUCACAAAAUGAUACAUCAGAAGUAAUAAGUGAGUUAUCGAAAACAAGUUGUUUGGAAGAUGGCUACAAAAAUAGUAAUAUUCAAGAGAGAAAUUUACAACCAAGAGAGAUGAACAAACUAGAAGGUAUUUGGAUAGAAAAUUUAUCACAAGUGUGUAAUCAACAUUCCACAACAAAAAAAGAAUUAUCAUUAUGCUCUGAUGAAACUCAAGAGAUUAUGUUAAAGCAAACAGAAAUCAAUAAUGAUCAAUAUAAUCUAAAAAAUAAUUUGAUCAUCAGUUUUCCACAUGUUAUGACAAUGUCGGAAAAUGCUAAUGUUUUAUCAUCAGAAAUAAAUAAUAAACAACAUUUAGAUGAUCAUAAAAAAACCUUAACUCAUUCAAUUGUAGAAGAAAAAUUAGAUCAGAAUGUAAAUGGUGAAAAAAUAAUAUCAAAUCUUAAGAUUUUAAAGGAAAAGACUGAAAGAUGUAAUAUAUGUGGCUUCCACUUUCCAGAUCAUAACAUACUUAUUUUGCAUAAACAAUUAAUUCAUAUGGUUGAUGAACAAAAUUUUAAUGUUACAUCUGAGAACUUGUUAAAAAGUUAUUCUUGCCAUUUGUGUUCUAAAGUUUUUAAAAUGCGUGGCAGUUUAAUGAUACAUAUGAGAGUAGCACAUAUUGGUCAUAAUUGGGGUUUUUUAUCAAAAGAUGGAGACGCAUCAAUGGGAAUUAAUAAUAAUGGAUAUAAUUGUCCUACUUGUGGGAAAAAUUUUAAAAAAGAACAGCAUGUUAUACAACAUUUGAAAACACAUGAAGGCAAACAAUGGGAAUGUGAUGUCUGUAGUAAAAUGUUCACAACAAAAUAUUUUUUGAAAAAACAUAAAAGAUUACAUUCAGGUGAAAUGCCAUAUAAAUGUAACAUUUGUGAUAAAACAUUUACUUUUCAACAGUCAUAUCACAAACAUAGAUUGUAUCAUAAAGAUGACAAACCACAUAUGUGUACUACUUGUGGUAGAUCAUUUAAGGAACUCUCUACAUUACACAAUCAUGAACGAAUUCAUACAGGAGAAAAACCUUUUGCAUGUGAAACUUGUGGAAAAUGUUUUCGACAACGCGUGUCUUAUCUAGUACAUCGUAGAAUUCACACAGGUGUUAUGCCUUACACAUGUACAAUGUGUGGAAAAAGUUUUAGAUAUAAAGUAAGCCAACGAACGCAUAAAUGUCCAGUACAACAAUCCAGUGCUCAACAGCCAUCAAAUGAAAUAGCUCAAACGUCAGCUGUGACAUCGAUUGUACAAGAAAAUUGCAACGAGGCGAAUCAUUUGCAAGAAACUAAUUCUUCGCAACAAAUAAAACAAAUACUAAAUGGUAUUAAUAAUAAAGAUAAUAAAUUUGUUCUUAUAAUAAAUGCUCAAGGUCAAACUGUGUUAACAAGAGAAUCAGAUCUUGAAAACGAAGAAGAAGCAAAUUUUGCAAAAACAAAAGAGACAAAUAAAAAUUCAAACGAAGAUGGGUGGAAUUCUGACAAUUCCAAAAAUCUCAACUCAAAAAGUUCUACAAAUCAUUCUGAUAAAUUAUUAUCAGAUAACAGGAACAAUGUACAAGAUACUACAGAUUUUUUCUCAUUAGUAAUGUCACCAUUAGAAAAUGAUUUGUCAUCACCUACAUCUGGAAUGGAACAUUUAAGACUUUCUUCUCCUAUAUCAAAAAACAUUUCACAGCCGUUAUUUAGUAAUUUUAGACAUCCCUCGGAAAAUAUAAAUGAAAAUAUAAUUCAUACAGAUGUAGAAGAAACAUAUACCACUGAUGAUAACAUCAGGUGUUCUUUUGAAACAAUAAAUGAAGAAUCGUUAAAACAAUUACUUUAUAGUAUAGAUAAAAAAUAAGAAGGUAGAGAUGUUUUAAAAUAUGCAGUAUACUUUUUGACCGUAAAUCUUUAAUAAACAAAUGUAUUAUUAGCUUA